This is a messenger RNA of Paramecium pentaurelia, 2243 nucleotides long. Lineage: Eukaryota; Ciliophora; Oligohymenophorea; Peniculida; Parameciidae. The record is from the annotation of a GenBank genome assembly.
AUGGACCAAUUUUCAAUUGAGACUAAAAUAAGAGAAGUUGUUUAUGAAUUGUCUUAGCCGACUAUGAUGAGAUGUAAUAUCACUUAUAUUAAUAUAGUAUCUGAUUGUUUAAGAUAAAUAGAUUAAUAGUAACUGAAUAUUGAUAAUUUGAAAUAGUAAAUUAGAUAAUAGAAUGAUAAUUAACAAAAUCAUUAGAUUGAAACUAAUAGGAGAUAUUCUGAAAUUGAUACUCUUUAGAAAUAAUAAAAAAAGCUAGAGUUAGAAAUCAUGAAGAAUUUAACACAGAAUUAAUAAUCAUCAACUCAUUUGAAAUCAAGAAUUGAAUCAUUAGAAAAAGAAUUGGAACAAUAAAAGAAUAAUAGUUAAUUUGUAAUAAAUUCACAAAUAAAAACUUAAUCUGAUUUAGAUUAGCUAGCAAAGAAACAAGCAGAACACACUGAAACUUUUAAUAAAAAAAUUGAUGAAUUUUUUAAAGAUUAUUAUACAUUUUUUGUAGAUAGUAGAAAUUAAGUGAAUAAAAUUUCAAAGGAUUAGCAAUUACUAUAGAAAGAUGUUUAGAACUAAUGUCUAUAAUUGGAGUAAUUAGGGACCUUUAAAGAUCUAUCGGAAUAAUAGUUUUCAAGUUUAACCUAAAGGGUUGAAUGGAUAAUAAAUGAAAUGAAUCAUUUGGUGAAUUAAGAUUAUUUUAAAUUUACUUUUGAUAAAGUAUUAUAAUGGAUGUAUAUAUAGAGGAAGAAAAGUCAAGAAUGGAAGAUAAUUAAUUUCUAAAGGGAGCUGUAUAAUCACUAUAAAGUUAAGUACAGGUUUACAAUAUAUCAUUUGAUGAAAGAGUAAAAGGGUUAGAGAUGUUUGAGAUUCAAUAUCGUUAGUAGUUGAAUUCUUUUUAAUAAUAAAUGAAUAAUUAAACAGAGAAUUAUUAGAAAUUCUUUAAGGAAACAACUUAAUAAUUAUAAAAUUAGAAUUCUACUUUAAAUGAGAUAUAGGAUUUUUAGAAAAAUGCUGAAGAGAAAAUAUCUAUAAUUGUAAAUAAUUAGAUUAGUAUAUUCUAAACAAAUAUAAAUUAAUAAAUGAAGAAAUUGACAGAUUAAUUUAAUGGUUUGAAAGCUACUAUAGCAAAAGAAAUGGCAUAGGAGUUCAAUUAUAAAUUAGAAGAUAUACGUUAAUAAUUAUUGAAUGAAUCUUUAAAAUAAUAAAAUAUGAAAUUAGCUAUAUUUGAAUUAUAACUUUAGGAGAUUAAAAAUAAAUAAUAUCAAAAAGAUGUUGAAGUUUAGGUUAUUUUAUCAGAUAAUUCAUUAAGUUAACAGGAAUAAUUAUAGAACUUUAUAAUUGAAUAAAUAGAUAUGAAAAUAACAAGUAGUUCAUUUAAAGGUUAGAAAGUAACUAGAAGAAAUAGUAUUUGUUAAAAUACAAAAGGAGGAUUUAAUUUAAUUUAAGUUGGUCAAUCUGAAAAUAAUCAGAAAUCUUUGGUUUUAAAUGAAUUAUUGAAUGAAUAAUUAGAAGAUAUGAAGACUGAUAUAUAGAUGUUAUUUGAGAUGAGAGAAGAAAUGGAAUAAAAAUUUAAAGUAUUUGAGGCAGACUUUUCAGUUGCUAUAUAGAAUUUUGAUAGAAAUCAUUCUCAUGUAUUAAAAUUAAAAUCAGAUAUAUUUAAUGAUACAGAAUAUUUAAAUAAUUAAAUUAAAAUAUUAUUUAGAGAGAAGGAUAUUAUAAAUAGAAAAUUUUCAUUACUUUUAUAAUUAUUAUCUGGAUGUUCAGAACUUACUUAAAUUACAGUUGCAUAUUUACUCAAAUAAUUAAAAGAUCCUAUAAAAUUUACAUCUGAUUUAGGUAUGGUUUUUGAAUUCAGAAAUGAAAUAUGCAGUUAUAGAUAAUCAAAUUAUACUAUAGAAGAUCUUUUGAAAAAAUAAUUUCAGAGUUUUAUUGAUAGUUGGGAUAAAAGUGAAUUAUUAGAAGUUAGAGAAUUUAAUCCAUAUUGGUAUUUUAAUAAAUACAUUUAUAAAAAUCAUGUAGGUCUAUCUAAAACUUUAGACAGAUCAUUUGAAAAAACAAUUAAAUGUACUACUUAGACUGUAGCUGAUGGUGAAGAAUAUGUUAGAAGAUCUGGUAGAUAAAGAAAUACUUCUUAAAAAUAAUCAAUAAUGAUGAGUAUGGAUUCAACUAGAUAGAAAAGAGUAACUGUUAGAUCUAUGUAUAAAUAAUAAGAGGUUGAUGAUUGUAAUGAAUGUUUUCCAAAAGUGAAAAAGUGA